GGGCAUCUGCUUGGAGUUACGGACGUAUAGCCGCUGCUUGAGGGCUCUGGGACGCCGCACCUCAGGGUGUUGAAUGAAACGCCGCCCGCGUUUUGGGGCGCUUCUCCGCCUACUGAGUGGACAACACUUGCUCCCUUGGGCGGGAUGCUGGGGGCCCAGGCCGCAGAGAUUGGGAGCCGCGGGGGCACUAAGGCACAGGGCCCACAGCAGCAGCCGCGCUCAGAGGGUCCCAGCUAUGCCAAAAAAGUUGCGCUCUGGCUUGCUGGGCUGCUUGGAGCUGGUGGGACCGUGAGUGUUGUCUAUAUCUUCGGAAGCAACCCUGUGGAUGAAAACGGUGUCAAGAUUCCUGAUGAGUUCGACAAUGAUCCAAUCCUGGUACAGCAGUUGCGCCGGACAUACAAAUAUUUCAAAGAUUAUAGACAGAUGAUCAUCGAGCCUACCAGCCCUUGCCUUCUCCCAGACCCUCUGCAGGAGCCGUACUACCAGCCGCCCUACACGCUUGUCUUGGAGCUCACCGGCGUCCUCUUGCACCCUGAGUGGUCGCUGGCCACUGGCUGGAGGUUUAAGAAGCGCCCAGGCAUUGAGACCUUGUUCCAGCAGCUCGCUCCUUUGUAUGAAAUCGUCAUUUUCACUUCGGAGACGGGCAUGACUGCGUUCCCACUCAUAGACAGCGUGGACCCCCAUGGCUUCAUCUCCUACCGUCUAUUCCGGGACGCCACGAGAUACAUGGAUGGGCACCAUGUGAAGGACAUUUCAUGUCUGAAUCGGGACCCAGCUCGAGUAGUCGUUGUGGACUGCAAGAAGGAGGCCUUCAGACUACAGCCCUACAAUGGCGUUGCCCUGCGGCCCUGGGACGGCAACUCUGAUGACCGGGUCUUGUUGGAUCUGUCUGCCUUCCUCAAGACAAUCGCUCUGAACGGUGUGGAGGACGUCCGGACCGUGCUGGAGCACUAUGCGCUGGAGGAUGACCCCCUGGCGGCUUUCAAACAGCGGCAAAGCCGGCUAGAGCAGGAGGAGCAGCAGCGCCUGGCCGAGCUCUCCAAGUCCAGCAAGCAGAACUUCUUCUUCGGCUCACUCACCAGCCGCUUGUGGCCUCGCUCCAAACAGCCCUGACCUCUGGGCCUCUACAAACUCAGCGCCUGGGUCCAGAGCCCCAGGCCCCCGUGCUCCCAGACCAAGGCUUGGGCGGCCCCAUGUCCAAUAAAUUGCAUCCAGACUCCACAA
Molecule: messenger RNA, 1224 nt
Organism: Microcebus murinus (gray mouse lemur)
Lineage: Eukaryota; Metazoa; Chordata; Mammalia; Primates; Cheirogaleidae
Source: RefSeq, a predicted model, not a curated record